CGUGUAUACUAGGAAAGAUGCGAGACACGUGCAUGCGAGACGUACAGACAAGAGACAGAGAGUCCAUAGCUUCAAACAAACGAAGGGUUGGCGGGAGAGAAACCCAAGAAAGACAGAGACAGAUAGAAAUAGAGGAGAAUAUGCAAUCUCCUACCCUUUCAAUCUUCUCAUACUCUUCCAAAUCCAAUGGCCACGAUCUCCCAUAUGUCCAUUUCCACUCCUUCUCUGCAACUUCCAAGGUCGUGCAUAAACUCUUGUGGCAUACAAUGCAGAAUGGUCUUUGCGUUAGGGCCUCGACCAUGGGAUUUCAAUUGGAGAGGGGAAGGAAAUUUUGGUGUAUUGACAAAUAAAAUUCUGUUCAGAUUUGUGUUUGCUUAUUUUGCAUCACCACCUUCAAUGCAUUAUUGGAGGCGACCGUCUUUUGUUAAGAUUUCAGCUGCUUCUGCUAAAGCUUUGGAUUACACCGAUGGUGACAGUGAGCUUCCGGUGGUUACAAGUGAUAAUCAUGAAAUGGGUGUUAGUCGGACAGAUUAUCUUCUUCAGGUUUUGCAUCAAUCUGCAAGGAGAUUUUGUGAUGCAAUAAAAUGCCAUGAAUUGGCUAGAAAUGGUCCACAGCUUGCAAAGGCAUGGAUUGGUGUGGAUGUGCAUGCAUGGCACAAGCAUAUCGCGUAUCAGGUAGCAGUGUAUGCAUUGUUACAAACAGCAAAAGAAAUGGAAAUUAUGCUCUGCGGUAGACAUGGAAAUGACACUGCUCCAGUUUGCAAAAUCCUUUCACCGAAAGUAAGCAUCCUUCACAAUGACAUUGUAACUCAGCUGAAAAUGAAGGACACAAAAUUGGUGGAAUGGUUCAAAAUGGAGCUGCUUCCAGUUUUUGCAGGAGAUUUUAGUACCUUACUGGAAAGAUGGGCUGUGGAAUACACAGAAAGUGGUGUUGCAGCGAAUAUUCUUGCUACCAGCUGCUGUAUUGCAGCCAAGAAGUUGGGUGUCGGGCGCAUUUCUUCUCCUUCGUUCACAUCAUCCCUUCCAGAUGCAAUAGGGGAGCUCAUGGAUGCAUUAUAUGGUCUUGUUUCAAUGGAUAAAUUGCAUAGCUUAGCAUCUGUGGCGGGAUUUGAACAAGAGUUUCUAGCUCACUUCGGUUCAAAGAUACUACUUAAUAAUACAAAUCCAGAGGUAGUAUUUUGGCUGGGUUUGGUUCAGAGAAAGCUUGUUGCUGCAUUCCAGAGAGAGGGUGUUGUUGCAAGCCUGCAAAACAAGAUUCUUCAGAGCGACCUAGCCACUCUUGGUAUUUUUGCAUUCUUAGGGAAAAGGACAAGGCUAUUCUUAUCACGCAUGGGCAUAAAGGAUGUUGAUGAACCCGUGAAGGAUUUUCUCAGCUAUUUGGAGUGUGGUAGCCUUUUCAUCUAUCCCGAGCUGUCUUCCAUAUCACUGUAUCAGCUCUUCAUGGAGGUAGUAACUGAAGAGAUUGGAUGGCUUGACUUUUACAAUGCAGUUCCUGGUAUCAGUCACCAAGAAAGAAAGAGGUCAAAACAGCAUGCCAUCCAAGCAGAGAAAGAGAUCAUUCUCCCUGCCGUCUUCAACGUUUGCUCCAAUGUCUUCUCAAGCUUUGGUUACUUCAGCAAGUCAACUCAACAAUCUCUAGAUGCAAAUUUGGUGGCAUUUUUGCUCCGAAGCCAGAAUCUGCUCAAUAUUUGUCUGGAAGAUUACUGGGCUGCUUAUGAUCAAUCAUGUAAACUGCCGAAGGUCACAGAACUUAGCCUCCCUGAACUAUCUUCAGGGAAUCAAGACACUGUGAAUGUAACUAUAUUAUUUGAAGAAGUACACGAGAAAGUUGAUGAGUUAACAACGAGAUGGGUCACAGAAUACAUGCCUGAAUGCAUGUCUCGAAUGAGGAAGAAUACUAGUUCAGAUAGGAUGGAUGCAUUCAUCAUAGAGAAGAUUCCCCCUGCUGCAGAAACAAUUCCAGUGCACCAGAGCUUGUUAAGAAAGUCUGGCAACAAGUUGAUGUCUACAACCUCUGAUUUAUGGAUGGGAACUCGGUUGCUCUUCAUAGACAUGUCGACUGCUCUCGGUCUAAUCCAGAAGAAAAUUCAUCGGUGUGCACUUACAAUGAGGGAGAGGAAGAAAUUGAGGAGAACAUUGGCUGAUAUUGCGUCUGUUAUUCCAGUUGCGAUCCUUAUGCUACUACCCUUAUCAGCUGUGGGCCACGCCGCAAUCUUGGCUGCAAUUAAGAAGUACAUUCCUUUCUUGAUCCCUUCUCCGUAUUCAACAGAACGGCUGAACAUAGUAAAGCAGCUAAAGCGAACCAAGAAGAUGGAAGUUCAGUCAUGGUGCACCCUCGACGUCUCCUCUUCGAUCUUAUAUGAGUAGAAACAUCAUCUAUCAGCUUUCUUUUGAUUUUCAAACUGACGAAAGAAGAGAUUAUGCAACUGCUUAUGGUUUCCAAGGGAAGCUUCAUUAAUUUUUGUUUAAUAAUGUUUAUUAACUUCCAAUCAGUCUCAAUCUUAUACAUCA
Messenger RNA from Magnolia sinica, 2511 nucleotides. RefSeq lists its product as uncharacterized. The transcript is spliced from 14 exons. The record is from RefSeq and is a predicted model, not a curated record. Gene Ontology annotation, biological process: intracellular monoatomic cation homeostasis. Bases 187 to 2367 code for a protein of 726 amino acids. Gene Ontology annotation, cellular component: mitochondrial inner membrane. NCBI's taxonomy places the organism in Eukaryota, Viridiplantae, Streptophyta, Magnoliopsida, Magnoliales, Magnoliaceae.